AUGAAGCUUUUGUACGUUCUCGCCUUCGCUGCUCUGGCAGCUGCCACGACUGCCACCCCCACCAGUGCUGCCUCAACUCUCGAGAAGAAACAACUCGUCAAGAAUCUGCGGGGCAAUCGUCGACUUGGUGGCGGGGGUGGUGCUCCUAUUACGUUCGAUGAUGCCUUGGCCACGAAAGGUUCAAGCACCACGAACCAGGAGACCGUAGAGCAGAACAGCUCAAACCCUGCGGAGCAAGUGGAGCAGAAGAAUGGUUCGCCAAUUGGCGGCGGACAAGUGAAGAGCGAAGAAGAGAAGAAGAAGGAGAAGGAGAAGAAGGAGCAGGAGAAGAAGGCGAAGGAGGAGAAGAAAGAGGAAGAGAAGAAGAAGAAGGAAGAAGAGAAGAGGAAGAAAGAGGAAGAGAAGAAGAAGAAGGAGGCGGAGAAGAAGAAGAAAGAGGAGGAGAAGAGGAAGAAAGAGGAGGAGAAGAAGAAGAAGGAGGAGGAGAAGAAGAAGAAAGAGGAGGAGAAGAAGAGGAAGGAGCAGGAGAAGGGGGCGAAGGGUGACGGCACGAAGCAGGAGGAUAACAGCACGAAGCAGGAGGAUGGAAACACGAAGCAGGAGGAUGGAAACACGAAGCAGGAGGAUAACAGCACGAAGCAGGAGGAUAACAGCACGAAGCAGGAGGAUAACAGCACGAAGCAGGAGGAUGGAAACACGAAGCAGGAGGAUGGAAACACGAAGCAGGGGGUAGGCAACACGAAGCAGGGAGGAGGCAACACGAAGCAGGCGGCAACGCCGAUGAAAAAGGGGGCCGAGAAUGUGGACCAGGACGAUACGCUCGCAAAUGUGGACCAGGACGAUACGCUUGCUAACGUGGAUCAGCACGAUCCAGUGAAGUGA
Messenger RNA from Peronospora matthiolae, 882 nucleotides. The record is from the annotation of a GenBank genome assembly. Lineage: Eukaryota; Oomycota; Peronosporomycetes; Peronosporales; Peronosporaceae.